This is a messenger RNA of Angiostrongylus costaricensis, 894 nucleotides long. Lineage: Eukaryota; Metazoa; Nematoda; Chromadorea; Rhabditida; Metastrongylidae. The record is from the annotation of a GenBank genome assembly.
AUCGCCGAGCCAAGUUUCAAUAUGCGCCUUAUUGAAGCUGUUAAACAUAGCAGGUGUUUGUACGAUUCAACAGAUCGGCAAUACAGAAGCACAGAAUACAAGAUAAAGGUUUGGAAUCGUCUGGUCCAAGUUCUGCAGUUUGAUGGUGAUGCACGGACACUGUACGCACGUUGGAAGCAACUUCGAGACAAAUAUGGGAAGGAGAAGCGAAAGGUGAAGUAUCAAGGAGACCAAUCAACAUGGCAGUAUUUCAAACAUCUUUCUUUCCUUGAUCCACAUAUGAUCGAUAGAACGGCAAUUGAAUCUCCAGCAAGAAAGGAACAUCCUGAUCAAAUAACCGUGACGGACCCAUCCUUUGGAACCAAUCUCAUCGAAGAAGUUCGAGGGCACCCGUGUCUGUUCGAUAUUCGCGAUCCCAAGUAUAGGCACUCAGAAUGCCGAAAUCAAGCAUGGAAUAGUGUCAUUGCGCAUUUGAAUUAUCCAGGUGAUGUCAAUUCAAUAUAUAAGCAGUGGAAGAAGAUUCGCGAUCGUUAUGUACGUGAGAAAAGACGGUUACGUAUGCAGAGGGACAAUGGCGUCCACGAUGACAGUACAUGGGAUCUUUAUCCAGCCAUGUCCUGGAUCGACCCUUUCUUAGAUGAGCGAGCCCAGCUUUUAAGACAUGUGAAAAGGAAACAUGAUGAAGAGUUGUCCGAUUAUGGAUACAUGGUUGCGGAAAAAAGUAGAACUGGUGCUGACGUGCUGCUCGAUGGUGAUAGUGCUUUCGCUGCUUCGGCCGUGUCAGACCUACGUACACUCCCUGAGCACGCACGAGCAUUGGCUAAAGUAGGAAUUUCUGAUUUACCAAACAUACCAUCAUAUUCUUAUGAAUAUUAUUGCUUUGGAAUAGGAUAG